Messenger RNA from Emericellopsis cladophorae, 732 nucleotides. RefSeq lists its product as uncharacterized. The transcript has 3 exons. Gene Ontology annotation, molecular function: 5'-3' DNA exonuclease activity; damaged DNA binding. Lineage: Eukaryota; Fungi; Ascomycota; Sordariomycetes; Hypocreales; Bionectriaceae. Bases 1 to 732 code for a protein of 243 amino acids. Gene Ontology annotation, biological process: protection from non-homologous end joining at telomere; double-strand break repair via nonhomologous end joining; interstrand cross-link repair. The record is from RefSeq and is a predicted model, not a curated record.
AUGCUUGGAGUUGCGGCCUGGCUACCAGAUACAGUGAUCGAGGGUGAUGGGAGCGCGAUCCUAUAUACCGGCGAUAUUCGAAGCGAGCCUUGGUUCGUGAAUAGCCUGUCGCACAACCCCAAUGUAGUUGAAUUUACACAUGGCCUCAAGACUCUCGAUAAAGUAUAUCUCGACACGAGCUUCACCAAGAAUGUGCCAUUCCAAACCAAGGCGGAGGGCAUCGCUGAAUUACUGCGGAAAGUAGCACAGUAUCCCGAGGAUACCAUCUUCCACUUUCAAGCUUGGACAUAUGGAUAUGAAGAUGUCUGGAUCGCUUUGUCCAAGGCACUGAAGUCUCAGAUACAUGUCGACGACUACAAACUGAAAGUAUACAGUUCUUUGCGAGCGAACGAACUCUCCGAGUAUUCCAACCCGAUUUGCCCUGAGGCUCCGGCUCUUGUAGGCUUCAAGUGCGCCAACAAGGCCCAUGCUGGCUGUUUGACGUCUUCGGCCUCGAGCCGCGUGCGACUGCACAGCUGCGAGAAGGGCAAUAUGUGCGAUGCAGCAAAGAGACCCAAUGUUGUACGGAUUGUACCCAUAGUUGCGAACUUAAGCGAUGGGACAGGCCUCGUGGAGAUUGGCGUCGGCGGUGGAGGGGACGACCUUGUCAAGGAGACCGAGAUUGCGCAGGGGGACUGGCCAACAUUUCUCAAGAGGUUUUUGGUCCUGAAGAUCCCUGCAAGGCCGCGCUAA